This is a messenger RNA of Castor canadensis (American beaver), 2877 nucleotides long. It is a transcript of the gene Pygl, whose product is annotated as glycogen phosphorylase L. NCBI's taxonomy places the organism in Eukaryota, Metazoa, Chordata, Mammalia, Rodentia, Castoridae. Gene Ontology annotation, biological process: glycogen catabolic process. Gene Ontology annotation, cellular component: cytoplasm. The record is from RefSeq and is a predicted model, not a curated record. Gene Ontology annotation, molecular function: glycogen phosphorylase activity; pyridoxal phosphate binding.
UGCGGGGACCGGGAAGCAGGCGCGGGGAAGGCGCCGCCCCGAGGGGCGGACCCCAAACUUCGCAGCGCCUGAAAAGCGGCGCGAGCGCGGGCGCGGCCGGAGCCGCCCCUGUGCUGCCACCGCUUCCGGGGCCGCGCGUCCCGCUCGCCGCCCGCAGCCAUGGCCAAGCCCCUGACCGACCAGGAGAAGCGGCGGCAGAUCAGCAUCCGCGGCAUCGUGGGCGUGGAGAACGUGGCCGAGCUGAAGAAGGGCUUCAACCGCCACCUGCAUUUCACGCUGGUCAAGGACCGCAACGUGGCCACCCCGCGCGACUACUUCUUCGCGCUGGCGCACACGGUGCGCGACCACCUGGUGGGGCGCUGGAUCCGCACGCAGCAGCACUACUACGAGAAGUGCCCCAAGAGGGUCUAUUACCUCUCUCUGGAAUUUUACAUGGGCCGAACAUUACAGAACACCAUGAUCAACCUUGGCCUGCAAAAUGCCUGUGAUGAGGCCAUUUACCAGCUGGGAUUGGAUAUGGAGGAGUUGGAAGAAGUUGAAGAAGAUGCUGGACUUGGCAAUGGUGGUCUUGGGAGGCUUGCUGCCUGCUUCUUGGACUCCAUGGCAACCCUGGGACUUGCGGCCUAUGGAUACGGUAUCCGGUACGAAUAUGGAAUUUUCAACCAGAAGAUCCGAGAUGGAUGGCAGGUAGAAGAGGCAGAUGAUUGGCUCAGGCAUGGAAACCCUUGGGAGAAGUCCCGUCCUGAAUUUAUGCUGCCUGUGCACUUCUACGGAAGAGUAGAGCACACCCAGACCGGGACCAAGUGGAUCGACACGCAGGUGGUCCUGGCUCUGCCGUAUGACACCCCUGUGCCUGGGUAUAUGAAUAACACGGUCAACACCAUGCGCCUCUGGUCAGCUAGAGCACCCAAUGACUUUAACCUCAGAGACUUCAAUGUUGGAGACUACAUUCAGGCUGUGCUGGACCGAAACCUGGCCGAGAACAUCUCCCGUGUGCUCUAUCCCAAUGACAAUUUUUUUGAAGGGAAGGAGCUAAGACUGAAGCAGGAAUACUUUGUGGUGGCUGCAACCCUGCAGGAUAUCAUCCGACGUUUCAAAGCCUCCAAGUUUGGCUCCUCCAGCAGUGCAGGAACCGUGUUCGAUGCCUUUCCAGAUCAGGUGGCCAUCCAGCUGAAUGACACUCACCCUGCACUCGCCAUCCCGGAGCUGAUGAGGAUUUUUGUGGAUAUUGAAAAGUUGCCUUGGUCCAAGGCAUGGAACAUAACCAAGAAGACCUUUGCUUACACCAACCACACAGUGCUCCCAGAAGCCCUAGAGCGCUGGCCGGUGGAGCUGGUGGAAAAGUUGCUUCCUCGACACCUGCAGAUCAUUUACGAGAUAAAUCAGAAGCAUUUAGAUAGAAUUGUCACCUUGUUUCCUAAAGAUGUCGACCGUAUGAGAAGGAUGUCUCUGAUAGAAGAGGAAGGAGGCAAAAGGAUCAACAUGGCCCACCUCUGCAUCGUGGGCUGUCACGCUGUGAAUGGUGUGGCCAAGAUCCACUCAGACAUCGUGAAGACCAAAGUAUUCAAGGACUUCAGCGAGCUUGAACCACACAAGUUUCAGAACAAAACCAAUGGGAUCACUCCGAGGCGCUGGCUGUUGCUCUGCAACCCUGGGCUGGCAGAGCUAAUAGCAGAGAAAAUUGGGGAAGACUAUGCGAAAGACCUGAGCCAGCUGACGAAGCUGCACAGCUUCCUGGAUGACGACGUCUUCCUCCGAGAAAUAGCCAACGUGAAGCAGGAGAAUAAGCUGAAGUUUUCUCAGUUCCUGGAGAAGGAGUACAAAGUCAAGAUCAACCCGUCCUCCAUGUUUGAUGUCCACGUGAAGAGGAUCCAUGAGUACAAGCGCCAGCUCUUGAACUGCUUGCACGUGAUCACCAUGUACAACCGCAUUAAGAAAGACCCCAGGAAGUUAUUUGUGCCAAGGACAGUUAUAAUUGGUGGCAAAGCUGCUCCGGGAUAUCACAUGGCCAAAAUGAUCAUAAAGCUGGUCACCUCAGUGGCAGAGGUGGUGAACAAUGACCCCGUGGUUGGCAGCAAGUUGAAAGUCAUCUUCUUGGAGAACUACAGAGUGUCUCUUGCUGAGAAAGUCAUUCCAGCCACGGAUCUGUCGGAGCAGAUUUCCACUGCAGGCACGGAAGCCUCAGGGACGGGCAAUAUGAAGUUCAUGCUGAACGGGGCCCUGACCAUUGGGACCAUGGAUGGUGCCAACGUUGAAAUGGCAGAGGAAGCCGGGGAAGAGAACCUGUUCAUCUUCGGCAUGAGGGUAGAUGAUGUAGCUGCUCUGGACAAGAAAGGGUACCAGGCAAAAGAAUAUUAUGAGGCCCUUCCAGAGCUGAAGCUGGUCAUUGACCAAAUUGACAAUGGCUUCUUUUCUCCUGAGCAGCCUGACCUCUUCAAAGACAUCAUCAACAUGCUAUUUUAUCAUGACAGGUUUAAAGUCUUUGCAGACUAUGAAGCCUACGUCAGAUGUCAAGAAAAAGUCAGUCAGCUGUACAUGAAUCCGAAAGCCUGGAACAGGAUGGUACUCAAAAACAUAGCUGCUUCGGGCAAGUUCUCCAGCGACCGGACAAUUAAGGAAUAUGCCAGGGACAUCUGGAACAUGGAGCCUUCGGAUCUGAAGAUUUCCCUGUCCAGCGAAGCCAGCAAUGGGGUAAACAAGGCCAGUGGAAAUUGAAUCGUGAACUUUCUAGAAAACACAGCUUCUUACUGAACUUGAACCUUUUUUUAUAACAUUUACUGAUGUUAUUUUGUUUUGCUAGCCAAUAAGUAUCUCUGGGAAUGGGAAGAGAAAAUGUCUGUCUAUAUUUACAGCUGAAAAUAAAGUAUCAAUUUCCAA